AUGGUGGCGAGCACGGACGACAACAUGGGGAGUGACACGAGCUCGGAUUUGUUCGAGAUGGAGAGUUUCUCGACACAAACGACGUUGUACCCGACGUACAAGCGGAGGGAUUCGUUGGACGAUGCGCAGAUAUUCGGGGCGCGGAGGUUAGCCGUCGGCAAUAGAAGGAUCGUGGACGAGGAGCCUCCAGCGACUCCGAGCGUGGCGGGGACGGAGUGCUAUGCGCCGAGCGAGGUGAGCGUGGAUUGGAACGUGACGAUGGCGCACGGGUUCGACAGGGCAGCGUGUCCAACUUAUCGGUGUCGGCGUCGGAGACGGGAAGAGGGGGGGUUCCACCGGCGUAGGGUGGCAGGGCAGGAGGAGGGGGACGGCGGCGUGGGGAAGAGAAAAGGUGGAGGAGGUGGGCUGCUGAUGAUGAGCUGCCGACAGGGAAAGGCGGUGAGUGUGGGGCCGCAGCUGGUGAGGUUCAUGUCGGCUAGAGCGGAAGGAGGUGCGGUGGCGGUGGCGGUGGCGGUUGGGGGUAGGCCGCCGAGGGGAAGCAAGACGGCGACAACGGCGGCAAUGGGCGGGGAUCACGCGGGGCGGACGUUGGUGAUAAUUUGA
Messenger RNA from Striga hermonthica, 603 nucleotides. NCBI's taxonomy places the organism in Eukaryota, Viridiplantae, Streptophyta, Magnoliopsida, Lamiales, Orobanchaceae. The record is from the annotation of a GenBank genome assembly.